UAUUUCACCUGCACUCAGUGUGGAAAGAGUUUCACAUACAAACAUACUCUUGAUGUUCACAUGAGAGUUCAUACUGGAGAGAAACCAUUCAGUUGUGAUCAGUGCGGGAAGAGUUUCACACAAUCAUCACACCUUAAGAUACACAUGAAGAUCCACACUGGAGAGAAACCACACACAUGUGAUCAAUGCAGCAAAACAUUUUUGAGGGCUUCAGUCCUGAAGAAACACCUGAGAGUUCAUACAAAGGAGAAGCCACAUUCAUGUCAUUUGUGUGGAAAGAGUUUUUCAUGUUUACAAUAUUUGAAACUACAUCAGAAAAUACAUGCUGCUGUGAGAGAGUACAUGUGCUUUGAGUGUGAAAAUACUUUUGCUUCAGCGCAGUGUUUAAAACAGCAUGAGAAGAUCCACACUGGAGAGAAACCGUACAAGUGUUCACACUGCGACAAGAGAUUCAGUCAUUCAGGAAAUCUGAAAACACACGAGAGGAUCCACACUGGAGAGAAACCUUACAAGUGUUCACACUGUGACAAGAGAUUCAGUGAUUCAUCAACUCUGAAAACACACGAGAGGAUUCACACUGGAGAGAAACCGUAUCACUGCACUGCAUGUGGGAAGUGUUUCAGUCAUUCAUCUGCUCUACACAAUCAUACAAAAAAAACAUUCAUAGUAAGUAGAUCAUCUUAAGAUCCAGCACUUUCAGAUCUUUGUUGAGAUGCGUCCUC
Sinocyclocheilus grahami is the source of this 722-nucleotide messenger RNA. Its product is annotated as gastrula zinc finger protein XlCGF49.1-like. The transcript has a single exon. Gene Ontology annotation, biological process: regulation of transcription by RNA polymerase II. Gene Ontology annotation, molecular function: DNA-binding transcription factor activity, RNA polymerase II-specific. The annotation marks the transcript as partial. The record is from RefSeq and is a predicted model, not a curated record. Gene Ontology annotation, cellular component: nucleus. Lineage: Eukaryota; Metazoa; Chordata; Actinopteri; Cypriniformes; Cyprinidae.